Molecule: messenger RNA, 2857 nt
Organism: Chara braunii
Lineage: Eukaryota; Viridiplantae; Streptophyta; Charophyceae; Charales; Characeae
Source: the annotation of a GenBank genome assembly
CGUUGUCAAGGCGCUAGACCAUCGCAUGGUCCGGCGUCCUCGAGGCGCCAGACCAUUUGAUGGCCCGACGUCCAGAAGGCGCCUGAUCAUCCGAUGGUCCGGCGUCGUCAAGGCGUCAGACCAUCCGAUGCUCCCGUCGUGAGAGAGAUUGCAGGCGGAGCUGCUGUGGUUGGAGUUGAUGCGUUUGCAGCAACUGCUGCUGCUUAUCCCACUGUUGAUGAUGCUGCUCGUCCUAUCGAGGCGUCGGUCACAGCAGUUGCUAAUGCUGCUCAUCCCACUGUCGCUGCAGCUGCUGCGGUUGGAGUUGAUGCGGUUGCAGCGGCUGUUGGUGCUCCUGCUGGGUCCCGCAACUGGUCUGCUGCGGUCGGAGUUGCUGUGGUCGCAGCAGCUGCUGGUGCUCAUCCCACUGUUGUUGAUGCUGCUCAUCCUAACGAGGCAUCGGCCACAGCAGCUGCUGAUGCUGCUCAUCCCAUUGUUGCUGCAGCUGCUGCAGCUGGAGUUGAUGCGUUUGCAGCAGCUGCUGGUGCUCCUGCUGGGUCCCGCUGCUGGUGCGGCUAUUUUGCUGGUGCUACUGCUGCUCAUCCCACUGUUGCUGCAGCUGCUGGUGCUCCUGCUGGGUCCCGCUGCCGGUGCAGCUGCUGUGCCCCGGUCUCCCCUCCGAUGGUCCGGCGUCGUCGAGGCGCCAGACCAUCGGAUGGUCCAGCGUCGUUGAGGCGCCGGACCAUCGAGGCGUCGGUCACAGCAGCUGCUGCUGCUGCUCAUCCCAGUGUGGCUGCAACUGCUGCGGUCGGACUUGCUGCGGCUGCAUCAACUGUUGAUGCUGCUCAUCCCAUUGUUGCUGCAGCUGCUGCGGUCGGAGUUGCUGCGGUUGCAGCAGCUGCUGGUGCUCAUCCCACUGUUGUUGACGCUGCUCAUCCUAUCGAGGCCUCGGUCGCAGUUGAUGCUGAUGCGGCCCAUCUCACUGUUGCUGCAGCUGCUGCGGUUGGACUUGAUGUGGUUGCAGCAGGUGCUCGUGAUCCUGCUGGGUCCCACUGCUGGUGCAGCUGCUGUGCCCCAGUCUUCCCUCCGAUGGUCCGACGUCCUGCGUGCUCCUCGGGGGUCUCUACGCCGAAGGUUGUCGGAAGGGCGGUCACGUUCCAAGAGAAGUACUGGGCAAUCGAUUGGCACCUCGGUAUGAAAGUCCCUUGUUGCGGGCCAGUUGUUUUUUUGCGGGAUCAGAGCGGCGGUUACUACCCAUGCGGGGGCAUCAAGACUUACUCGUUUGAUAAGAACAUGCCUGACGAGGAGUACAUGAGAUUCCAUCUCACGACGUGUUUUGACAUCGACGGCCACGAGGUGCCUGACAAUUACAAGCUCGUGUCUCUCCACGUCGAGAAGUUCCAACGUUACGGCAUCCGCGCUGCAUCAAUGUCUCCGUUCGACAAGUCGAAGAAGAAGGAUGCGUCGCAGAUGGUGAUGCUAAGGCCGUUCGAGUUUCUCAAACGCGUUAAUUGCUAUAAGGUGUCGAACUAUAUCGUGACGAUUGACAACAACCUGCAGUUGUCAAAUCCCUUCGUGCCCUUCGACUGUGAUCUUGGAGACUUCGCAGACAUGGUGCGACGUCACAAGCUGCAGGCGAUGGGCCAAGCCAUUUUGCGAACUACCGUCUCUGUGAGCUCGCCAAAGGCGGUGGGCAAGAGUUGUGGGGAGCCGAAAACAUCCGCCUGUAUGAGCAAAAGUGCGGCCGCAUCGACACAGGCAAAGAGCGUGCGCAAAUCAGCUUCUCUGCUCCAGCCGAAGGGUGUGUCUGCGCCRCAGGCACCAUCACAUGCAGAAUAUGCGGCAUGCGUUUCUUUGACUCCGCCUGGUGGGGCCACUAACCAUGAGGAUGACGACGAAAACGUAGAGGAGGACUCGCGCUUCUUCAACUCAGACGGUGGGCGGUGGCCCGAUGGCAAUGAUGCGAAAGACACGGAAGGGGACAAGACGAACAAUGGUUCCGCGACGGUGCACACGAUGAAGAGGGAAGCUUGGAAAAUGGCUUCGCCGAAGGCGAUGGUAGUGAAGGCCAAGAGGAUCAUGGUGAUGAAGGCGAUGGGAGUGAAGAAGAAGAAAAUGAGGAUGCAAGUGACGAGGACGCCGCAGAACGGGAAGACAGCUACAAAGGGGGGAGCGAAGGAGAUGAGGGUGGGGCGGACGACGACGGCGACGGGAAUAGAGGGUCGCAAAAAAGGCGGGAAUAGUCUUUCCGUGCCACAAGUCAUGACGGUCCGGCAGAAGAUGACGAUGUGUUGCAUAGCACACAGAGGCGUGCAAUACAACCACAGGCCGUUGAACGAGAUGUUGGUCACCUCCAUCAGGGACGCAAUGAAACACCCGGAAAAGCAGAAGGAGUGGGACAGAAACACGUGGAUUCUUGCUCCUGUCGUUGAAGUGCAGAAGGAUGGCCGGAAGCAGUGGGAACGUGUGAAGCCGGAGGAGUGGGAUGAUGACAAGGUGGCCUCCUACCAUUGGUACGCAGUGGCCGGCCAACAUACAGCGAAGGCAGCAAAGAGGCUGGUCGCUGCGAAAUCGUCUGCUGCCCACAAGUGGGGCGUGCAUUCUUGGAAGGCGCGGGUUGUAUAUUUUGACGAUGACCAUUUGGAGGGGUAUGCGUACAUCUCCACGUUUAACAACACCAGGGAGACACGUGUUAUCCCGUCGUCGUUUCGAAUGGCUGUGACUGCUAUAAGAGGCAUGUGGCAGAGUAUGAAAGAGUCAAAAGGUGAUUGGCAUCAGGCAAAGACGGUGGAAGAACGAACUGCAUAGUGUGACCAAUAUCAGGAGUUCGUACGGAGAGCUAUACGGAUGACUCCUGACACAUCGCUCUGGAACCAGU